AUGAGAACGAUUAAAAUUGAAAGGCAAUCAGAGACGCCACGAGUCGAGUUGAAGAUCAUACGCGGCAGUAAGAAGCCCAGGCAGACUGAAGCCAGGAAAAACCAACAAAAUCUUAUAACUAUAUUACUCAACUCCAAUGCAAAUCCCAUCAGAUCAAAAGACAGCCUCGGAUACGGGUGUGCUUUUUGUCCUGAACAGUUUCCAGAGCCGACUGACCUUAAAAAACAUUUCUUAGUAGAACACAACAGUGAUAGACUGAUUAAGUACAUGACAUCUAGGCUGUUCGAACAUGUCGUCAAAUUGGAUAUCACGUAUUUGAACUGCGCUCUUUGCAACACGGACAUGGCUAGUCUUGAUGAUUUUAUGAACCAUUUAAAGACUGAGCACAAGAAAGAAAUACACACUAACCUCAGAAGCUCAAUACUGCCCUUUAAAUUUGACACACCACAGUUAAAAUGCACGAUUUGCGCGACGGAAUAUCUCAACUUCAAACUUUUACAAGAGCAUAUGAACACACAUUUUGGUACUCACAUAUGCCAUAUAUGUUCCAGAGGGUUUGUGACUGAGCGCCUCUUAGCGACUCACAUCAGGAGACAUAACAAUGGGGAAUUUAAAUGUGAGCAAUGUAACAAAGUGUUUGGAAAUAGUGAAAGACUGAAAGAGCACCAGAAACGUGUACAUUUAGGGUUCAACAAACGAAACAAAUGCAUGGUUUGUAAUGAAAGAUUUAUGGAUUAUUGGAGGAAAGUGGACCAUAUGGUGAAAGUGCAUGGUGCGCCACCAGUAGUCUUGAAAUGCCAAGCGUGUGAACGUACUUUCUUAAACCAGAGGGCGUUAGCGCGACAUACGAAGAAAGACCAUCUGAUGGAGAAGAAACAUAAGUGUGAGGAAUGUGAGAUGCGAUUUUUUAGCAAGAGCAGUUUGUCACGUCACAUGGCAAAACAUACGGGUGACCUGAAAGAAAACGAAAAACGAACGCCAAUUAAACUGGAAAAGAAAAUUCGAAGAGGCAAAACUAUUCGCAUCACUAUCACAAGAAAAGCAAAUGGCGUAGCAGAAGUAGAAAAACAUCAAAAUAACAUAAAAGAAAUACUUUUAAAUACAAACGCUACACCGAUUCGAUGUCGAGGAGGUAUCGGAUACGCUUGUUGCUUCUGUGUCGAACAGUUCCCUGAAGCAAAAGACUUGAAAAACCACACACGAGAUUCUCACAGCGUGGACGAAAAAUCUAUAUUUAUGAAAGGCAAAGACAUGCAUGGCUAUUUCGUAAAAUUAGAUAUUACCGACUUAAAAUGCGAACUCUGUGGUCAAAGCAUAGAUAAUAUAGAGAAAAUGGUCAAUCAUCUCCAACUCAGUCAUGAUAAGAAGCUUUACACGGAUAUAAAAGACCAUAUAAUACCUUUCAAGUUUGGCAGUGGACCUCUCAGUUGUUUUAUGUGCUUGAACGUCUUCAAUUCCUUCAAAGCUCUACAAGAACAUAUGAAUGUGCAUUACAAUAAUUAUCUUUGCGGGGUCUGUGGUGCAGGCUUUGUUAAUAAGAAUAUCCUCUUAAGACAUGGCGAUGCUCACAAAAUUGGCACUUUUACUUGCGAAGAGUGUUCUAGAACUUUCGAUACAGCUAGAAAGAAAAGGCUUCAUGAUAGAUCUAAACACUCCGGAGUAAAUUUACCGCACAAAUGUGGUUAUUGUAUGGAAAGAUUUAAAGAGGUUUGGAAAAAACAAGAGCAUUUAUUUAAAAUUCAUGGAGUGAAAAGUCCAGGGAUAAAUUGUCAAGCGUGUGACAAAAGUUUUGAAACGAAGCAUGCGUGGAGGUUGCAUACUUCAAGAGUCCACCUCAUGCAAAGACCCCACAAGUGCCAGCAUUGUGAAAUGGAGUUCUACGCGAAGAGGGAGUUGGAAAGUCAUAUGGUAAAACACACGGGGUCUAGGGAGUUCAAGUGUGACUCCUGCUUUAAAACCUAUGGGAGGCAGAAGACGUUGAGGGAACAUGUCCGAAAAGUACAUAAU
Messenger RNA from Brenthis ino (lesser marbled fritillary), 2007 nucleotides. The record is from the annotation of a GenBank genome assembly. Lineage: Eukaryota; Metazoa; Arthropoda; Insecta; Lepidoptera; Nymphalidae.